Macrosiphum euphorbiae (potato aphid) is the source of this 585-nucleotide messenger RNA. The record is from the annotation of a GenBank genome assembly. Lineage: Eukaryota; Metazoa; Arthropoda; Insecta; Hemiptera; Aphididae.
AUGAAUGUGUCAUGUGAACGUCCAUUUUUCUAUGUAAAUGGCCAAACAAUAUUUUAUGUGUUUGAUGUGCCACAUUUGCUCAAGUCUACUAGAAAUAACUUCUUCAAGUACCAAUUAACAUUUUUAAAUAGUACUACCAAUAAAAAGUAUCUACUUGAUUUUUAUAAAUCUGACCGAGGCUUAAAUCGCCUUGCACCGAAGCUGACCGAAAUUCAUAUCAACCCUGGACCAUUUCAGAAAAUGAAGGUCAAAUAUGCAUGUCACAUUUUUAGCAACACUGUAGCAGCCGGUAUGAAAUGUUGUGUUCAAGGUGGUACAUUGCCUUUAUCUGAGAAUACUACAAUAUCAUUUAUUGAACAUAUGGCCAAAUUAUUUGACUUGUUAAAUUCAAAAAAAAAAUCUGGAAGCAAAGAUUUUAAUCGAUCUUUUAAAAACACACCGAACCAGAGGGAACAUUUAGUGUAUAUGCUUGAUGUUUUCAAAAACAUGAAAGUACUAGAUCCAAAAAUAGUCGAUGGUCAGAUUAUAAUUAAUGAUGUAACAAAACGCAUGCAUUUUUUUAAAUGGAUGGACUAUAACAAUUAG